Molecule: messenger RNA, 3876 nt
Organism: Bathycoccus prasinos
Lineage: Eukaryota; Viridiplantae; Chlorophyta; Mamiellophyceae; Mamiellales; Bathycoccaceae
Exons: 1
Coding region: 1-3876 (1291 amino acids)
Source: RefSeq, a predicted model, not a curated record
AUGAAGGCGCAUUAUCACGGAAGAAGAAGAAAGAAGAAUACUACCGCCGCUGCUGCGACGAGAAGAGCGUCGUCGUCCUCGUCUUUGUUGAAGAUGAUUUCGAUGAAAUCUGCGGUCGGGGCGGUCUGUGUCCUCGCCGCGGCCAGUGGGGGAUUGGUGAAAGACGCGCACGCGUGGUCUGGUGGAGCGAACAUCGUGAGCGCGGCGCAGACGACCACGACCACGAGGAGUCACGACUCGCCGGUGGUUUUGGACGGCACGAGCAAUGAGAGGACUUCGGACGACGGGACGUUCGCAGCGAUCGGAGAAGAAGAAGAAGUCGCACGAGUUGAUCAACAACAACGAGAAGAACAAGAACGCGUUCCACAAAUUACAGCGACGAAGCGAGGUUCGACUUUGAGCAACACAAACGGUAACAACAACAAAGAGGAGGCUUUACUCCCCGUGGUAAAAAAACAGAUGCUUUUGGAAGAAUUGAAAGCGACCGCGAGGGAAAAGAAAGCUUUGGAGGAGUCUUUGACGCAAACGAAACAAGAAGCGGCGAAAGAAAUGCAACGCUCGAAGGAUGAGAAAAAGGAAAGAGAAGACGCGGAGAGAGAGAAGCGAGAAGAGUUGAGCAAGAAGAAGAAUGCUAAUGUUUUUACUGUGAAUAAUGGUGCUUCAAAUGGCGAUGGCAACACGAUCAACAACGACGAGGGCGGGAGCUGGCCGGUACUGGCGAAUGCGCUCGCGGAUCCAAGAGCGCGGGCGGAAGAGAAACAGCGCCAGCAACGUCAACAAGAACAACGCCAACAAGAACAACAACAACAACAACAACAACAACAACAACAACAAAAUAAAGAUAUUCACCAGGAUGCGGCGAAUGCGCUGAGUGCGGACGAACACGCGCAAAAAAUUGUCGAUCGCGUCGUUGAAAACGCCAAGAAGAAAGCGGAAGGCGUCGCGAAGAAAGUGCUCGAGGAGGCGACGAUGAAAGCAGACUUGAUCGUACAAAAGGCGCUUGCUCAAACCACCACCACCAAUAACAAUAAUAAUAAUAACAAUAACAAUAACAACAACAACAACAAUAUCUACGAACGACAAGAGCAACGCCGAGUGGAAAAUGUCCAAAUGGAACAGCCGGCGAGCUUCGAGGAGGAAAAGGAUGUUUUCGUCACCGAGGGUAAAAGUUUGUCGUCUCCUAAACAGCAAGCGGAAGAAAGACAACCGAAACAGCAAGAAUCCGUGGAAGUGGAUGAAGCGGAGGAAGCUCCAAAAGCAUUUUGGCCGUCUCAGGAUGAAGAUUUAGAGAAUUUGGGCGACGACAACGACGACGUGAAGGAAUCGGCGGGAAUGACUGCCCCGAACGCCAAAAAGUCUGUGUCUGUCGGUGCGGCUACUGCGUCAUCAUCCGCACCUGCAAAGAAAGUCUCCGAAGACGACGAAGACGAAGGCUUCUGGAAAGACGAAGACAACGUUGCAAAAGCUGGAGAAGGUGCACAAAUCAUCGACGACGAUCUCGAGGAGGAGCAAAACGCGGUUAAAAAAGUCGUGCCUAAAAAAGACGUCAAUCCGUGGCUCGCGAAAGAAAAAGCGUCGACGAUGGACGAGGAACAAGCUGCUUCGGUCGAAAGAAUUACGCACAGAAAACCAGACGGUUCUAUCGAUUACGACUAUCCUCGCGUUCACGACAAGCCGAAAGUCGAUCGCACGGAUGUCGAUAUGCUCGGCAGCGCUCAACGACAGAAACCGGUGGCGAACCACCCCGGAUUCUCGCACCCGGAGCAAUUCAAAACUGCUUUGGCCGCGUGCUUUCGUCAGUCUCCGGAAGGUGAUUGCACGGAUUCGUACUUCGGACACAUCUCUGAAUGGGACACGUCGAAGGUGACGAACAUGGCCGGUGCUUUUAUGUACAAGAGGCAAUUUAACCAGGACUUGUCCAACUGGGACGUUUCGCAGGUAACAAACAUGAAGCACAUGUUUUACGAAGCGCAAACCUUCGACCAAGAUUUAAGUCGGUGGAACACGAAGAAUGUGAAAGAUAUGACGGGUAUGUUUUACGCGGCGCUUAAAUUCAACCAAAAUGUUGGGAAUUGGGAUGUCGGACAAGUUACGGACAUGUCGUACAUGUUCAAACAUGCGCAAAGUUUCAACUUUGACUUGUCGCUGUGGAAAGGUCCAGCAGCGGAAGCUGCUGCGCACGAAAUUUUUGAGGACGCGCAGAACUUCCUCGAAAGUUUCUCGUGCCCAGGCAUGUCCGUUCACGGGCCAGUGUCUGGAUGCAACUGGUUUAAAGCUGGUAUUGAAGAUUGUUUGAAGGAAGCACCGGUUGAUGGUCAAUGUCAUGAAUACGCGAAGACCUCUCGAAGAGGCACUAUGCCAAACUGGGACACAAGUCAAAUUCGCAACAUGGAAAAUCUGUUCAAAGAUCGCAAAGACUUUAACGCAGACAUUACGAAAUGGGAUACGAGUAACGUGAUUACCAUGAAUAACAUGUUCGAAGGUGCGACCUCGUUUAACCAACCUAUCGGAGCCUGGGACACGAGCAAAGUGACGGAUAUGUCGAAUAUGUUCCAAAAAGCGAGUCGAUUUAACAAGGAUAUUAUCAACUGGGAUGUGUCGCACGUUACGACCAUGCGUUCGAUGUUUGCGCACGCCGAAGAUUUCAAUCAACCGUUGGAGCGUUGGGAUGUUCGCAAGGUCAAAGACAUGUUUUACAUGUUCACCGGAGCGAAGAAUUUCCAGCAACCGAUUCACACGUGGAAGGGUUUGGCUGCCGACGCUGUUCAGAAUGGCGAGUGGGGAAGAAUCUUCGAUGGAGCUUGGGCUUUUAACAAUAGGUACACUUGCAGAGAUCGAGAAGGUGUUAUCAACGUCGGACCGAUUUCCACGUGCGUACCGAAAGAGUUGGCGCCGAAACCUCCGUUGGCGAUUCCAACGUUGGGCGCACCGCGAGAAAAGAGAUCUUGGAUUUCAACCGUAUUACCGGCACUCGGUAAACAUAAGUCGACUUCAGUCGACGUCCCGAUGGAUGUUAGCGAUCACUCGAAGAAGUUUACUCCCCAAGCCGGUGUUGUAAACAACAAAGCUUCGGAACAAUCGGUCAAGCCUCUGAUCACGGAGAGUUCAGACGGCGCGGAGGCAGAAAAAGAACGACAAGCGAUUCUUCGAAAAAUCGAAAAGCUGAACAAGAAACCAUCGAGUAGAAAGCACGGGAAAAUUAUCGUGCAUCACGACGAUGGUGACUACGACGAGUACGAGCACGUUCCAGAGGAGGAGAAGAAAGGAAUUUUUGCGAGGUUGUUUGGCAGUUGGACUUCCUCUUCUCCGGCAUCAGACGACACGGUAGCAUCGAGCUCUUCGUACUCGGAGUCGGAUGAUUACGAGGAUGUAUUAGCUGAACGCGAAGGCAGAAAAUUUGAUAAGAAACACGCUUCUAGAUCCUCGAAGAAAGUCUCCGCUGCGAGAGAUGAUGAUGACGAAGACACUGAUGAGGCGGCGAUGGGAGCUCUCGAAGAGGAGACGCCGAAGUCACGGCGGGAACAAUUGGAUGCGUUUGAUACCUCCUCGUAUAAAAUGCUCGGUGCGGUGUGCUUGACGGUUUGUGCGUUGGCAAUUUUGGUGGAAACCGCGCAGAAAUACGGGCCAAAGUUCAACCACGGUAUUACGUUUGAUCCAAAAGCUCCGUUUUUCCGAGAAGCGUCCAACGGGAAAGGGGCUUCCUCCACCCAAGAAACUGGUGGAUUCGGUAUUCAAACGAAAUCUAGCUAUGGUGCGAGCGAUGCAGUUUCUACCACGGGACAAAUGUCGCCAAAAAGUAGAGAUAUCGAGGGUGGUUUGGUUAAUGAAGCUCCUGGGAGCAAAAAAUUUUCCGUUCGCUCGUUGCUGAGUAAAUAA